AUGGCGAGCUCCUGGGAUAGGCUGUAUACAGAGGCUAUACCUUUCCCCCCUCGAUAUCUGCCGGACAUGUUGCAGGACUGGAGGAAGGCAGCCCUUUUGGGCCAGAUCCCAGAAGGCGUAUGUGACAGGCCAACCAAUGCUUGA
Messenger RNA from Paracoccidioides brasiliensis Pb18, 144 nucleotides. RefSeq lists its product as uncharacterized. The transcript has 2 exons. Bases 1 to 144 code for a protein of 47 amino acids. The record is from RefSeq and is a predicted model, not a curated record.